Musa acuminata subsp. malaccensis (wild Malaysian banana) is the source of this 2709-nucleotide messenger RNA. Lineage: Eukaryota; Viridiplantae; Streptophyta; Magnoliopsida; Zingiberales; Musaceae. The record is from RefSeq and is a predicted model, not a curated record.
GGGUAAACCGCGUUAAUAGCAAACCAACAGGGCGGAUGGCAUACGCUGACGUGCCCUAAUCCUUCAGGGAAAGGGCUUCGGUACCCCCCCCCUCCUAUAAAUCUGCCCAAUCCUCGCCUCUCUUACCGUCCAUUCCUCCGAGCUCAGAUCGUCGAUCUGGCCGUCGAUCGCAUCCGAGGAUGGCUAAUGAUUUCCAUGAGCUAAUGCUGGAGAGAUGUAGUAAGUAGACAUCAAUUAUCAACAAGCGCUUGGAUUUUGUAGCCUCAUCUGCUCUAGAAGAUUAAAGAUGAAGGUUAAUGGUGGAGUCGCAAAAGCAGUUAACUGGAGUCGUAGGUCUCUAAAAUAGUGGUAAACAUCAUGAGCCGUGUUUCUCAGGUAACUGAUUGGCAUGAUCUGUUUUGAGCUACCUCAAAUUCAAACUGUGGAAGGACUUCUCAUUCUAGACCUACCAUUCACCUAUCUCCUGUACUGCAUUGGCCUAUAGCCGAGCACCAUAGUGUUAAACUGGAGUUUUCUAUAUUAACUGACAGCAAAUUCUAUUCCAGGAAGUUUUGAUUAUGGUUGUGGCAUAUAUGCACUGGAUAUUAUUUUACCUAGUUUGAAAGUUUGUCGCUGAAUAUCUUCUAAGUUCAGUGUACAUGAUUUUGGAAGUUCAUUACAGACGGUGGAUAUUUUUCAUUGGAUAUAUGAUUUCAGACUUUCCAUUGUUUAAACAAAGCAGAUGGGGGAAGUCAAAAGCCAUAACUAAUACCAUUGCACAUUGCCAAAGUCGAGGGGGUGAACAUUGAAGCUUCUUUUAUGUCUGAGCAAGUCUCUCUCUUUUUGGUAUUAAUCGGAUUGCUUGGAGAAUAUUCUCCGACCGCUAGAAGGGAAAGGCUCUUUUGGGGGAGUUUUAGCUGCAUGCAUUACAGGUCACAUCAGCAUUCCGCACCACUUUUGGGUUGCUACUGCACGCAACCUCUUCUGAUCACGGGGGACUUUGCUGGUGUUUGUAAAGGAAAGGACAGCAUUGCCACUAUCAGUUCUUGCUACCUUUGACAGACCUUAUUUGUCUUACCAAAGAAUCAGCUUAGUGAAUAUGGCUUUGCAGAAUAUUGGUGCUUCAAACAGCGAUGAUGCCUUUUAUAGGUACAAGAUGCCUAAGAUGAUAACAAAAAUUGAAGGUCGUGGCAAUGGCAUCAAGACUAACAUUGUGAACAUGGUUGAUAUUGCUAAAGCACUGGCUAGGCCUGCUUCUUAUACAACAAAAUAUUUUGGAUGUGAGUUGGGGGCACAGUCUAAAUUUGAUGAUAAGACAGGGGUUUCUUUGGUUAAUGGGGCCCAUGAUACUGCUAAGCUUGCUGGUCUGCUUGAGAAUUUUAUUAAGAAGUAUGUGCAAUGCUAUGGUUGUGGCAACCCUGAGACAGAGAUUAUUAUCACCAAGACCCAGAUGUUAACCCUAAAAUGUGCAGCCUGUGGAUUUGUGUCUGACGUUGAUAUGAGGGACAAGCUGACCACCUUUAUUCUGAAGAACCCACCUGAGCAGAAGAAGGGAGCAAAGGAGAAGAAGGGAAUGAGGAGGGCUGAAAAGGAGAGGAUGAAAGAAGGCGACACUGCUGAUGAGGAACAGAAGAAGCUGAAGAAGGAAGCAAAGAAGAAAGGAGUCACCUCUACCAAGGAAGUAACCUCUUCAAAGGCUACCGCUGCUAAGAAGAAAGCUGGAGGUGGCUCUGAUGAGGAUUGUUCAGCUUCCCCUCUUGGCAGUCGAAAUGUUGCUGCCAAUGCUGCUGCUGAUGAUGACGAUGUCCAGUGGCAGACAGAUACCUCAUUGGAGGCAGCUCAACAGCGUAUCCAGGAACAGCUGAGUUCUGUGACAGCUGAGAUGGUAAUGCUCUCAACCAGUGAGUCCAUCCCAGAGAAGAAAACAGAAAAAGUAAACAAGGGAGUUACCAAUGGCAGUGUGAAACACGAGGAGAAAAAUGGUGCAGGCCAAAAUGCUGUCCUACCCAACAGUUAUGACACAUUGCUAGGGAAGAUCAGAAACAAUUUGAACAAGGGAUCUACCCCCAGCCAGCUCCAGACUUUUCUGGGUUCUCUGACUGCAUCUCGUCCGGAGGUUAUGGCUGCUCUCUUUGAAGCUCUCUUUGAGGGAGUGGGGAAAGGGUUUUCCAAGGAGGUUGGGAAGAAAAAGAAGUACAUUGCUGCUGCUGUCCAUGGUGAAGACUCCCAGGUGCUUCUGCUCCAUGCUAUCGAAGCCUAUUGUGGCAAGUGUAGCCCAGAAGCUGUGAAAGAAGUUGCCCUUGUUGUGAAAGUACUUUACGAUGAUGACAUCCUGGAAGAAGAGACCAUAAUUAAGUGGUAUGAAGAAGGUACUGCAGGUGGCAAGAACUCUCAGGUAUUCAAAAAUGUGAAGCCCUUUGUGGAGUGGCUUCAGAGUGCAGAGUCUGAAUCCGAUGAAGAGUGACAACAUGCAUUUUUCAUUUGCGUUUGCUGUGGCUGUCAUCAUAGCAAGUCAUAUAAGUCUGAAUGUUUCAGAGUCGUAUGUGAAGGGCUCAUCUACCAAGCCCUCGUCGGUUUGAGUUGGUCUGUGUGAUGGUCAUAUCGUCGCUGUGCAAUAAGCUUGAUUGGUGUCCAAGCAGCGGAAAACAACUUUGUUGUAAUAAGUUUGGUUCAGUCAUUUGGAUUCUUUUAUCGUUGAAUGUGCUCAUGCUGGUUUUUCACUUUUUAAUU